This is a messenger RNA of Eutrema salsugineum, 525 nucleotides long. RefSeq lists its product as uncharacterized. The transcript is spliced from 2 exons. NCBI's taxonomy places the organism in Eukaryota, Viridiplantae, Streptophyta, Magnoliopsida, Brassicales, Brassicaceae. The record is from RefSeq and is a predicted model, not a curated record. Bases 1 to 525 code for a protein of 174 amino acids.
AUGUCGAUAGUUGAGUGGCAUAAUCGUCAAGAGCGUUACGAGUACAACAUAGAUGAAGCACUGACACAAUUCAUCGAUGGACCUCCUUUAAGGCACAAUGUGUAUCCUGAUAUACCGAAUGAAGGAAAUGCAGAGCAACAAGCAAGGAAGAGGCGAUAUGAUAUAAGGAUAAGAGAUGGGAAUUUGUUCAAAGGGCAACUAUUCAUCAGCGGUAUUGCGUUAAAGGAGGCUGUGCUCGAUUAUGCAUUGAAAACUGGCUUCAAUAUCGUGCAGAACAAGUAUGACAAAACCAAGCUGAGCUUCAAAUGUGGCGGUGAAGGAUGUUCAUGGGGCAUCUAUAGCUCAAUUUCUGGUAAGACUGGUACGUGGCAGGUUGUAACAUUUCCGUCCAAGCAUACAUCUGUUCCUAAUGGGAAAUGCAAGAUGAUGAAGGUCCCUGUGAUUGCUCGUUUGUUCUUGGACAAAAUAAGAGAAGAACCGGAGUACAUGCCUAUGAAGAUUGAAGAAAUGAUUAUGGAGAAAUGA